AUGGGGCCCCCCUCGGGAGAGCGUCAUCUGUGCCACUGCGGGAGAGGCUUUCUUAGAAAAGAGCAUCUCCGUCGGCAUCAAGCUACCCAUGGUAGUCCUUCCUUCACGUGCCAUGUGUGUUCUCGAUCAUUCAGCCGCAGACGUAUGCUAAAGGUUAAAAACUCUCGUCGUCACAGUGAUCUCCUUCGCCGCCACCUGACUCUACACGAUGGCUCCGCUCCCUCAGAUUCUAAACGGGUCCGAGCAUGUGAUGCAUGCCAUGCCAGCAAGAUCCGAUGCGAUGGAGGCGCUCGAUGCUCUCUGUGUACCAAGCGAGGCAUAGAUUGUGCCUUCACGAGAGGGUCAGCCCCUAAUAUUGCAACCAAUCCGCCGCAAGGUGGCGCCUCGUCCUUGCUUCCGGGUCAUGGAUCACACUCCCCAGAUCCUUCCAGAUCGGUCCCCACCGAUGCUUCAGCCUCUACCGGCGGCUCUCAGCCUGAUACAAAUCAAGCUAUACCCAUGUCUUAUACCAUGAACAGCGCAGCACCAGUGAGCCAGGGGGCCCAGCAACAAAACGCGUCCUCCCUUGCCGUCGAGGGACUGCAGCUAGUACUUGAUGCCGUUUCUAGGCCAAUAUCAUCAGAAUCUUCGUCUAUUCUUCCGAAACCACCGACCCCAGAAGUGAAAAAAUGGUCCAGUUCAUGUAUCAAAGCGUACAUGGGCCGCUUCCACGAGCGAUGGCCGAUACUGCAUGCUCCGACUUUCGAAGAAGAGGUGGAAUCCGUAAGACUGCGAAGUACCGCCAUUAUAAUCGGCUCUUGGAUGAAGAAUGAGACUGAGGAUAAUAGCCUCAUAUUUGACAUUCAUAGCAUCCUUGUCAAACGCCUUCUCGACGAGUUACGCGAAAAACUCAUGAGAAGGGCCCGUCUUCUCUUCAGCCUCCUCGUUACUGUAUUUCGACAACUCAAACUAUUCGCCCCUGAUGCCAUCGAACGUCAAAUAAGGAUUCACUUCAGCGGCGAUUUCCCGCCCUGGGCAUUUUCCAUGAAGGAGAAAUGGAAAAGACUCGCCGCAAGCAUGUUCAAAAUUGACUCAUACAUAUCUUUGCUUACCCAGCAGCCCCCGUCCUUGCAGCGCGAAGAAUUGGGCCUUAGCUUACCAUCCACCUUUGGCCAAUGGAACGCCUUCGGCCUCGACGUCUUCUUCAGAAGAUGGCCUACAGAGCCCAUGGAACGCUCCCAGUACAGGAUAUCUGACAUCGCGUUGGGAUCAGUGCAGCCAAUCUCGUCCAUCCUUCUCGUCGAAGACCUCCAGAUCCGCAUGAUGGGCGUGACCAACUACGUCUGGAUCCUCAACAAGAUGCGAGGGAAUCCAAAUCCGUCCCUAUGCGCAUCCAGCGAACAGAAGGAACUGGUAUCAGUUCGUCUCAGGCGUUGCAAGCUGCAGCUCGACGGCAUGACUUCUAUAUGGAAAGAACCGGAACAGCACAAGUUGCAUAUUGACUUCCUUCUGAGGGCCUACUCAGCCACGGAGGAACCCUUUCAUAAGGACUGGGAGAAGGGAGUCCGGGCCCGCUUCUUCUCUUCCGUUUUCAGCGCCACCAUGCUUUACCAUCUUCUCAAUAUGCACAUCUACGCCGACGUCUACAGUUACAUGCAAAAUCUCCCCGUCGUCUCCUCUCACGGCGUGACCCCCGCCAACCUCUCCUCCAUACCCCCCAUAAACAACGCCGAGAUCCACGACUGGGCUACAUCUCAGGAGAGCCGGAUCGCCGUCUCGCACGCCAUCCUUGCAUACCGAGUGUACGGUUCCACCACGUCCCCCUCUAAUCUUAAUGCAGAAGCGGUCGAUCCCAUCGCACACAUGACUAUCGCGGCGGGGGCUGCCAUCCUGUGGACGUGGAUCCAGAACAACACAUCUGCGUGCACUUGCAUGAAUAUGUCACUCACGAGCGAGCUGGAUUUUGGGUUUGUGCCGUUAGGUGCUGGGAAAAGUCCCGAUGUGGACCAUUGGAUACGGAACGGGGGGAAUAUCUGGCUGCAUGGAGUCCAUCUGUGUAAGUGCAACGUAGAUGUUUGGCUCUCGCCCUUUGCGGCGAUCUUAUCACACGGGGCGAAGAAGUGGGAAAUUGGGAACGUGUUUGCACAGAAGCUGUGGUCACAGCUUGGGCUUCAACGGUCUAUUUAA
Trichoderma virens Gv29-8 is the source of this 2166-nucleotide messenger RNA. RefSeq lists its product as uncharacterized. The record is from RefSeq and is a predicted model, not a curated record. Gene Ontology annotation, molecular function: zinc ion binding; DNA binding; DNA-binding transcription factor activity, RNA polymerase II-specific. The transcript has 4 exons. NCBI's taxonomy places the organism in Eukaryota, Fungi, Ascomycota, Sordariomycetes, Hypocreales, Hypocreaceae. Gene Ontology annotation, biological process: DNA-templated transcription; regulation of DNA-templated transcription. Bases 1 to 2166 code for a protein of 721 amino acids.